AACACUAUGGCUACUUCAUGGAAAAAAAAAUGCUUUUUCUACAUGAGCCUCAUUUUGUUUUUUUCUAAUUGUGGUCCUGUAAUAGGAUAUGACAGUGCCCCGAUUGUUUCAACACGGAGUGGAAUGGUGAAGGGAAAGCUAAUCCAGGUCAAAGAAUCAACCUCGGGUGUCUUUGCAUUCCUAGGAGUGCCCUAUGCAAGCCCUCCUGUAAGAUUUGCUUCACCACAGCCUCCCACAUCCUGGACUGAAAUAAGAAAUGCGACCACCUACCCUCCACUAUGUUUGCAGAACCUCACUGAGACAAAAGUAUUUUCUGAAUAUUACUUUGGAAAAUACCCUGAGCUGACAUCGUCUGAAGACUGUCUGUAUCUUAACAUAUAUUCACCUGCAAAUGCAUUUUCCGAUCAAGUCAGUCGCCCUGUGAUGGUCUGGAUACAUGGAGGGGGCUUCCAGCUUGGAGGGGCUUCACUCUUUGAUGGGUCUUCUCUUGCUGCCUUUGGAAAUGUGGUAGUUGUUAUAAUCCAGUACAGACUUGGAAUUCUAGGAUUUUUAAGCACAGGAGAUAGCCAGGCACUUGGAAAUUUAGGUCUGUAUGAUCAGCUGGCUGCUCUUCAGUGGGUUCAAGACAACAUCAAGGGUUUUGGUGGCAACCCCAAAUCUGUAACUUUAUUUGGGGAGUCUGCAGGUGCUAUGAGUGUAUCUAUUCACGCUUUAUCUCCCUUAUCAGCGGGUCUGUUUCACAGGAUCAUCAGUCAGAGUGGUGUCAUUCUACAUUCUACAUUUCUGGACAGAAACCCAAAGCUAAAAGCACAGAAGCUUGCUGUGAUGGCUAACUGUUCUUCAACUGACUCAACAUCCAUCGUUGAAUGUUUUAAGAAUAAAACAAUAAAGGAAAUAAUUAAAAUUUCACCAUGCAUGCUGUGUGAAUUAGCAAUGACUCCGGUGAUAGAUGGAAAUCUUCUGCCUAAGGAUCCUCUUGAGCUACUUUCAGCCAAAACAUUUAACAAUGUGGCAUAUCUUCUAGGUGUUAACAACCAAGAGGGUGGAUGGAUAAUUCCUCAGUAUAUGUUAUCACCUGGAUGGGAAAAUGGAGUCUCAAAACAGACUGCCAUGGUCAUAGCAGCAACUUUUCUAAAUAAACUGAAUAUACGUGAAGAAGCUCUCAAAAUGAUCGAGGAUGAAUAUUUCAUGAAUAUUGACUACUUUUCAGGGUCAGACACCAGCUAUGAUGUGAGGGAUAUGCUAAUUGAGCUUAUAAGUGAUUUUAAUUUUAUCAUCCCAACUAUCAAAACAGCAAGACUAUUUAGAGAUGCAGGAAAAUCAGUUUAUCUAUAUGAAUUUCAGCAUCGGCCAUCUUUUUAUGGAGACAGAAGACCUCCAUUUGUAAAAGCUGAUCAUAUGGAUGAUAUAGGGUUUGUCUUUGGAGCACCAUAUUGUACUGAAAGUAUUGUAAUGCUGGAGAACACAACUGAUGAUGAAAAACUAUUGAGUAAAACCAUUAUGGCAUACUGGACUAACUUUGCUAAGAAUGGAAACCCAAAUGAUGAUACCCAUUUGAAAUGGCCAGUCUACAAACUAGAUGAAGCAUACAUGGGACUUAGCUUGAGCCAAUAUGUUGGAAAUGAAUUAAGUAAAGAUAAAAUGUCAUUUUGGACGAAAGUGCUAAACAUGAAAAAUGGUAAUCCAAAUAACAGUGCUGCAACGAUUAACAAUGAUAACAUUUUGAAUUUACUUUUAAUUAUACCUACACUGUUUUUUAUGUUUCUUAUAAACAUAUCGAGCACUUAAUUUUACUGCAAAAAGGAAGUAAUGAAAUUUAUUGGAAAUGAUCUUGUAAGUCUUGAAAAGAUAUACAUUGUGGUAUGCAAUUACAGAAAAAUGACUUUGUUAAGUUAUUAUCUAUUUAAUUUAUCAAAAUGCAUGCAUAUUUUGUCAAAAUAUUGAAAAUACAUUCCUUGGUAGCAGUAAUAUCUUUCAGACUUUCUUUUAAGUUUGCAUUCUGCAAAAAGGGCUUUUUAAUAUGUCUAGAAUACAUUUUUGUAUUAUAAAAAAAACUAUUUCUGUCUAUGAUUAAAUAAAAUGAAAAUA
Molecule: messenger RNA, 2088 nt
Organism: Erpetoichthys calabaricus (reedfish)
Lineage: Eukaryota; Metazoa; Chordata; Cladistia; Polypteriformes; Polypteridae
Product: carboxylesterase 5A-like
Exons: 13
Coding region: 7-1788 (593 amino acids)
Source: RefSeq, a predicted model, not a curated record